GCUUUGGCUGUAAGCACUGUGGCUGCAGAGUGUGGAAGCGCAAAUACGCAGUAAAUGAAGGCAGAUAUCUGAAAAUAUCGAUUGACAGGCAGCAGUUUGAAGAGACUGUCCGAACGCUGAAUAACCUCUAUGCAGAAGCUGAAAAGCUUGGGGGCCAAUCUUACCUUGAAGGGUGUCUCGCCUGCCUGACUGCCUACACCAUCUUCUUGUGCAUGGAGACGCAUUAUGAAAAGGUUCUAAAGAAAAUUGCCAAGUUCAUUCAGGAACAGAAUGAGAAGAUCUAUGCUCCCCAGGGCCUCCUCCUGACAGACCCCAUUGAAAGAGGACUCAGAGUUAUUGAAAUUACCAUUUAUGAAGACAGAGGUAUGACUAGUGGAAGAUAAAACCGUUGGAGUCUCAGCAGAUAGCUCAACAGUGGACUUGCUGUAUCAAAGUUCCCCUACCUCCUACUAAAGAGCAUCAUUCCUUUCUCUGCUGCCAGAUCCACAGUGCCAUCUACUACAAGGACUAACUUCCUAAAACUGCUCCAUGUGGGGUGACCUAGCUGGUCAGCAUCCAUUUUGUGGCAAACUCUUAAGCAAUGAGAUCACUUUUUAGUUGGUUUUUUUUUUUUUUUUUUUUUUUUUUUCACAAGAAAAAGCAGAAGUGGUAAAGCUACGUACUCUUCUGAAAGAAACAGGGCACUUAGCCCAAUAGAAGUCUGGUUUUAGUUACGUAAGUGCAGUGCUGUUCCUCCCUAGUUUUUAAACACUUCUGUACAUCAAUCAGGCUUUGGAGAGCU
This is a messenger RNA of Pterocles gutturalis (yellow-throated sandgrouse), 781 nucleotides long. RefSeq names its product golgin subfamily A member 7-like. Gene Ontology annotation, cellular component: palmitoyltransferase complex; Golgi stack. Gene Ontology annotation, biological process: peptidyl-L-cysteine S-palmitoylation; Golgi to plasma membrane protein transport; protein targeting to membrane. The record is from RefSeq and is a predicted model, not a curated record. The transcript is spliced from 5 exons. The annotation marks the transcript as partial. NCBI's taxonomy places the organism in Eukaryota, Metazoa, Chordata, Aves, Pterocliformes, Pteroclidae.